GCGUACAGAAGAAGAAGGUAAACGUACAUAAGAGUAGCUAGAAAUGGCUAAACUGAGAGUGUCUUUUGUGUUGGUGGCUGUCGCUGUGGUGCUCAUUGCCAUGGAAGCCAGCUCUGUUCUGGGCCAAGGCAGUGGAAACGGAAAUGGGAAUGGGAAUGGGAACACUGGAAGUGGCAAUGGAAACGGGAAUGGGAAUGGGAACACUGGAAGUGGCAAUGGAAACGGGAAUGGCAAUGGCAACACUGGCAGUGGCAACGGGAAUGGGAACGGGAAUGGCAACACUGGCAGUGGCAACGGCAACGGCAACGGAAAUGGGAACGGCAACGGCAACGGAAAUGGUAAUGGCAACGGUAACGGAAAUGGCAAUGGCAAUGGCAACGGGAAUGGUAGCGGCAAUGCAAUUAGUGACAGCACGAACUACGACGUAUUGCCACCACUAGCGACGGGACAGGAGCAAUGCAUGUGCAAAGCACAGGGAGCCUGUUUUUACAAGACCCUUGUUUGUCCACCAGAAUGCCCCGAGAGAAAGCCUAAAAACAACAAGAAAAAAAAGGGUUGCUUCGUUAACUGCGGAAGCAAGUGUGAAGUCACUUGCAAAAUUAGAAGAGGCAACUGUGAUGGUUAUGGAUCUAUCUGCUACGACCCUCGAUUUAUUGGUGGUGAUGGUGUAAUGUUCUACUUCCAUGGAGCAAAGGGAGGAAACUUUGCUAUUGUCUCGGAUGAAAACCUCCACAUCAAUGCACAUUUCAUUGGGACUCGACCAGAAGGAAGGACUCGUGACUUCACAUGGAUUCAAGCAAUCUCAAUCAUGUUCGACAGUCACACCCUUGUUAUUGGAGCAAAGAGGGUUUCCAAGUGGAAUGACAAAGUUGAUGCUCUCAUGGUGAAGUGGGAUAGUGAGUCAGUUGACAUCCCUGAAUAUGGAGGGGCCGAAUGGAGGACUAAUGAUGAGGACAGAGAGGUAAUCAUCGAAAGAACCGAUGACGCGAACUAUGUAAGAGUUACGGUCUCUGAUUUGGUCGACAUAACCAUUAGGGUUAGGCCUAUUGGAGAAAAGGAAGACAGGGUUCAUCAUUACCAUAUACCAGCUGAUGAUACUUUUGCUCACUUGGAGACACAGUUCACAUUUUCGAAAUUAUCUGAUCUGGUGGAAGGAGUUCUAGGGAAGACCUAUAGGCCAGGUUAUGUUAGUCGAGUCAAGAGAGGAGUUCCAAUGCCAUUGAUGGGUGGAGAGGAUAAGUACAAAACUCCAUCACUCUUUUCACCUAUCUGCAAGGUUUGUAGGUUUCAAACUACUGCUCGUCAAUCUGGUGGGCUUGCAAUUACAACCGGAGUGGCUGCUUAAUAUAUACUGAUGAUGAUGAUCAAGAGAGAAAUAAAUCCUGUCUUCUAAUUUAAUUGUUUUCAACAAUCAUCUGUUGUAUCUCUGUAACUGGUUAUGGGUAGAAUAAACAAAUGACGGGCUGAUUCGUACAAAUCAAGCUUG
Messenger RNA from Rosa rugosa (rugosa rose), 1486 nucleotides. RefSeq lists its product as uncharacterized. The record is from RefSeq and is a predicted model, not a curated record. NCBI's taxonomy places the organism in Eukaryota, Viridiplantae, Streptophyta, Magnoliopsida, Rosales, Rosaceae. The transcript has 2 exons. The coding region runs from base 44 to 1345 and encodes 433 amino acids.